AUGUACUUUAAAAGCUCACUGCAAAACAGAAAAUCAAUCUAUCUAUCUAUCUAUCUAUCUAUCUAUCUAUCUAUCUAUCUAUCUAUCUAUCUAUCUAUAUCAGCUCAUUUGUCUUUCUAUGUACCUACCUACCUGUCUAUCUCUAUCUCAGUCAGUUCAUCUAUCUAUCUAUCUAUCUAUCUAUCUAUCUAUCUAUCUAUCUAUCUAUCUAUCUCAGUCAGUUCAUCUAUCUAUCUAUCUAUCCAUUUAUCUACCUAUCUAUCUACCUACCUAUCUAUCUCAGUCAACUCAUACGUCUUUCUAUCUAUCUACCUAACUAUCUAUCAACUCAGUGGGCAUGGACAGCUCCUUCACCCUCCUUGGUGUCUUGUCUGUGCCUGGUACCCUUCAGUGGUUGCGGGCACCUCCUCCUCUUUCCUUGAUCUCCUUUCUGUGCCUGUCACCUCAACCAUUCAGUGA
Messenger RNA from Acanthosepion pharaonis, 459 nucleotides. NCBI's taxonomy places the organism in Eukaryota, Metazoa, Mollusca, Cephalopoda, Sepiida, Sepiidae. The record is from the annotation of a GenBank genome assembly.